UUGGAGAUAGCUCCCUCCUGCAUUUUCCGAGAAGAUCCUGAAUCCAGCCUCAGCUUUUCGGCCUCCACCAUGUCAGAUCCAGAGGAUGAGGAUGGUGAGACUUGUUGGAACAACCUGGAAAGUUUCCGUGUGAAGCUGAUUUCGGUGGUCGACCCUUCCAGAAUAACGCCGUACCUCCGGCAGUGCCGAGUCAUCAACCACGAUGACGAGGAGCAGGUCCUGAAUGAUCCCAGCCUGGUACUCCGGAAAAGGAAAACAGGGCUGCUCCUAGAUCUCCUCCAGAGGACGGGCAAAAAGGGCUUUGUGGCUUUCCUGGAGAGCCUGGAGUUGUACUACCCGCAUCUCUACAAGAAAAUAACCGGCAACGACCCCACCCGAGUCUUCUCCAUGAUAAUAGACACGGCGGGAGAGUCCGGCCUGAUGGAAGUGCUGAUGAGCGAGGUCUCCAAGCUGCAGGCGGCCGUCCGAGAAGAGAGGCAGAAGGUCCAGGAGCUGAACAUGACCCUCAGCACCAAGGAGGACACCAUCAAGGAGAUGAGGGUGAGGGACAGCGUCCUGCGCAAGUACCAGGAGCGGGCACACAAGGUGAAGGAGGAGAGGGAUUGCCUCAGCAAGGAACUGAUGCUGUGCCGAGAGGAGAACUACAAGCUGGCCAUGAACUACGCCAAGCAGAGUGAGGAGAAGAAUGUGGCCCUGAUGAAGAACCGGGACCUACAGCUGGAGAUCGAUUGCCUUCGGCACAGCCUGACCAAGGCUGAAGAUCACUGCAGCCUGGAACGGAAGCACACACUAAACCUGAAGCAAGCCAUGGAGCAGCGGCCCAGCCACGAGGCGGUGUGGGAAAUCCAGCGGGAGAAGGACCUGUUGUUGGCCAAGAACAAGGAGCUGGAGAGCACGCUGCAGGUCACCAAGAAUGGCAGCUCCGAGAAGGACGGGGUCCCCCUUCAAGCUCUCGAGGCCGAGUGGAGGCGGGUGCUGAAGGAGCAGCAGGAGCUGGUGAACACCGCCUGCGAUUUACGCCAAGCGCUCCAGAGAGCCGAAGACGGGCGGGAUAAACUUGUGGGAGAGAAGGAGCUGCUGGAACUGAGAUGCACUUCCUUGCAAAAUGAUAAUCAAAUUUACCAAAAUCGUAUCAAGGCUAUUUUAAAGCAGCUGGAAGAGGUGGCUGCUGAAAGAGAUCAGGCUCUUCUGACCCAGGAGGAAUGCCACAAGCAAUAUUCCCAAGGCCUGAGAGAGAAAGACAGCUACCGGAAGCAGAUCCGGGAAUUCGGGGAGCGUUGUGACGAACUGCAGCUUCAGCUCUUCCAGAAAGAGGGACGGCUGCUGAGUGCCAAAACCCGGCUGAAAUGGCUGUGCCGCGAUCCCUCCACCAUGACUUCAGAUCUUGAAGAAAACUCAUCCCGCAGCUCUCAAGAGCUGACUCCCCAUGGAAAUCCAGACGAAGAUAGGAAAGGCACCAAACCAAGAAGGAGCCCAGUGGAUGGGGACCUGCCAGAGAAAGGACAUCGGCGAAUGAAGGACAGUUUUGAGCAUUAUCGGAGAAAGAGAGCUCUACGACGGGUGCAAGAGAGCCGCUAUCAUGAAGCUUAUUGGGAACAUUCCUCAGGAAGCGACAACACAGACACUGAAGACGCCUGACCUCAUCUGCUACCUGGAGGGAGAAGUGGAGAACCGGCUGAUCUCCAAGCCGUCCUCUUCUCAUUCGCAAGCAAUGUGGACAGCGGGAGGGCUAAAUAAGUGAAUUAUUUUGCUGAGACCACCUGGAUGUACACCUCUAUCCAGCUGACCAAAUGAUGCUGUCCAGAUUCCUUGCCACCAUCUGAAGGACUUGAGGAUCUGGAGCAGGUUUCGAUUCCAGCCAAAGACAACCCAGUGGCUGUGGGGUUUAGCUGCUGCUAUCCUUUCUCCGAUCUGGAUUUCAGAUUCUAGAUGUUCUGCUUAUAUAUUAGUUGUU
Notechis scutatus (mainland tiger snake) is the source of this 1954-nucleotide messenger RNA. RefSeq names its product caspase recruitment domain family member 9 (gene CARD9). Gene Ontology annotation, molecular function: CARD domain binding. The record is from RefSeq and is a predicted model, not a curated record. NCBI's taxonomy places the organism in Eukaryota, Metazoa, Chordata, Lepidosauria, Squamata, Elapidae. Gene Ontology annotation, cellular component: cytoplasm. Gene Ontology annotation, biological process: regulation of apoptotic process; positive regulation of canonical NF-kappaB signal transduction.